AUGGACGAGUCUGCGCCCAAGCGUCGACGCGUCUCGUCGGGCAUCGCAGCCGCCCGCACAUCAGGCCAAGGCGCAACCCCAGAAGCCUCAGGCUCACGACGCGCGCGGCCGUCUUUUGCAUCGCCGACCAAGGCCAGCCUCUCGCGCCAUAAUCCCGAGAUUCUCGAAAAGAGACGCUCUGCUUCCCCAGCGAAGCCGCCGGCAAGACGUGCCAGCGACGCCGGAAGCGACCAGAGCCUGUCUGACAUACUGACUGCGCGCCCCGACACGACGGCCGACAAUGUCGCCGUCAGCGAGCCAGACCGGAGCUACAAUGAGAUGCGCCAGGGCGAGGCUGGGCCCAGCUCGGGACGAUCCGUGAGGACGGUCAGGGGUGGUCUGGCGGCGGCUCCGAGGCGGUCGCCCGCCAAACCGCAGCCGAGGCCGCUGCCGCCGCCCGCAGCCGAGGGAGAGGAUGAGCUGAACCCAUUCAUCGGGCAUACGCUGCGUCGAUCUCCGAAUACGGGCGUGUCCAUACCACCCCCGCCAGAGCCCGAACUCCCACCCGCAGUCCCCGAUGCCUUGUCGUCCACUCCGCCCAGAGGAAUCCACAGCAGUCCGUCACGGCCCCCGCCGGAACCAAGCAAAAAGCCUGGCGCCGUGGCCCGGGAUCGCCACCGAACAACUGCGCGCAGCCAAAAGCCGCCUCGCGAUCUUGCCUUGGACCCAACGACGAAUCACGCCCGCCAAGUUCCUGCUUUCAACCCGCUUGCGGCGAGAUUGAAGGAGCGAGAUGGACUGCGAGAGGAAAUCGCAAGGCUGAGAAGCGACUUGAAGACGGCGAGCGAGGAGAAUGAGCGCCUGCGGCUGAUGCAGACCUCCGGGCGCAUUGUCGCCCCGACCAACGAAGAGGGCGUAGUGGACUUGCUGCACCGCUGUCUCGUUUCCCAGCAAGAGGCACCCCGAUCGGCUUUGUCUCAUCAACUGAUGCAGGCAGUGCUCAAUCCCAUGGGCCUUCUUCCAUUCGGCCGACUCUCACUGGCUGCGGCACCGCCUGCGGCAGCCGACCAGGAGGAUCUGGAAAGCAUCAAGUCUCACCACCCAGUGUCCAUGACUGCUGACAAGGAGCUGCCGUACCUAGAGCUCUUUAGCCAGUUCAGCGUCAUGUCGAGUAUAGCCGUCUUGGCCCCCAAGCCAAAUCAGCCACUGCGACAGCGCCGUCUUGUCACUCUUCGGUCUCGCGAUGUGCCGGGACUCUUCACGGCAAAGCUUGAGAUAGUGGUGAAUGCCAUGAACCUCAGCAUCGUGGAACUCGCCGUGACAGCCCUCGAACCAUCUGCCAAGUACGAGCUAGAACCCUUUGCGGACAAGGUUUGCUCCGGAAGCUGCAACAGAACCAUGCAGCGAAAUGUCGGGAUUCUGUCAUGGGCAAUGGGCGAAUGGUAUCGAGUCGCAACGCUCAGAGCACAGUUUUGGUCUCGAUUGGACCGGAGCUUGGGGUCAAGAAAGAGAUUACUAGAAUCAGUUGCCGAGGCGUGGGAGGCACGGCGGCAGCGGCAGCGCGAGGGCAGCGCCGAGUUCGACGACGAUGCAAAGAAGCAAAGAGCUUGCAACAGGGCCGAUCUGAUACGUUUCCUGGGCCAGCGGUCUUUUGAGAUUGAGGUGCCUGCUGGGGCUGGUCUGGACGACACGUCCUCGCUGCGCCUGGAGUGGAAGAUUGACUUCGACUGGACGGGUGAGGCACAGAGCAAGGUUGCUGUAUUAGUUGGACUCCCAGGCAAAUGGCGCGAGGCAGAUGGACGAGGCGUCUUUGGCAGGCUUCCCACCUUGUUUGAUGACCUUGUCAGAGGUGGGCAGGAACCGGAAGAGGCUGUACGGACUGUAGCGGCGCUGCUGGCAGGAGUCCAGGUCCCUUGA
This is a messenger RNA of Hirsutella rhossiliensis, 1896 nucleotides long. RefSeq lists its product as uncharacterized. Bases 1 to 1896 code for a protein of 631 amino acids. The transcript has 3 exons. Lineage: Eukaryota; Fungi; Ascomycota; Sordariomycetes; Hypocreales; Ophiocordycipitaceae. The record is from RefSeq and is a predicted model, not a curated record.